Molecule: messenger RNA, 1051 nt
Organism: Morus notabilis
Lineage: Eukaryota; Viridiplantae; Streptophyta; Magnoliopsida; Rosales; Moraceae
Product: PHD finger-like domain-containing protein 5B
Exons: 2
Coding region: 446-778 (110 amino acids)
Biological process (GO): mRNA splicing, via spliceosome
Cellular component (GO): U12-type spliceosomal complex; catalytic step 2 spliceosome; U2 snRNP
Source: RefSeq, a predicted model, not a curated record
ACACAUUAUUCAUCAUCUCUGUUAGCUAGGUUUUCCUCUUCCCAGUUCCCAUUAUUUUCACUCUCUCCACCGCGGUUGCUCAUUCUCUUCUCUCCACCGCCGCGCCUUGUCUUCUCUCCACCGCCGUCUCCACCGCCUCCCCUUGUCUUCUCUCCACCGCCGUUCCUUCUCUUCACGGUGACCCUCUCGUUCUCUCAGAAGUCACCCACCCUUGCGGCCAUACCUUCUCAUUUUUUUCACUUUCUCCACCAUCGCUUGCCCGUUCAUUCUCUUCUUUCUACCGCCGCUCUUUCUCUUCUCUCCACCGCCGUCCAUUCUCUUCACGGUGACCCUCUCUUUCUCUCAGAAGUCACCCACACCUGCGGCCAUACCUUUAUUCGGCAGCUCCGUUUCAAACUUUCAGAUAGUAGUUAUAUUCGGGAGUUGAGAACUUUUUACAGGAAUCAUGGCUAAGCAUCAUCCCGAUCUGAUCAUGUGCCGCAAGCAACCAGGAAUUGCCAUCGGACGACUUUGCGAGAAGUGUGACGGGAAGUGUGUGAUCUGUGAUUCCUACGUGCGUCCAUGCACUCUUGUGCGGGUCUGUGACGAGUGCAACUAUGGAUCGUUUCAGGGUCGGUGCGUCAUCUGCGGAGGCGUUGGAAUUUCCGAUGCCUACUACUGCAAGGAGUGUACACAGCAGGAGAAAGAUAGGGAUGGAUGUCCCAAGAUUGUUAAUUUAGGGAGUGCCAAGACAGAUUUGUUCUAUGAACGCAAGAAAUAUGGUUUUAAGAAAAGAUGAUAUGCAGCGCACUGGUUAGUAUGUUUAGUGUUGACAGAUAUGUUGUAUGAGCUUUAAAAUAUGGUUUCUUUGAAGAUGAUAAACAUUGGCUAAUAGUUUAGAGAGUCACUAUUAUGUAUUAGUGACACUUUGAUAGCGGAUUAAGAGUGUUUGAAACAAUGUUGAAGUUCCAAAGUGUGUAUUUGUUGACAAUAUUGGGUUCUUGAGAACUCCAUAAUUUCUUCUUAUGAACUUUAGAGUAACAUUGAUGCUAUGUCCUAAAUUCCUAAUGGA